Molecule: messenger RNA, 1621 nt
Organism: Triticum aestivum (bread wheat)
Lineage: Eukaryota; Viridiplantae; Streptophyta; Magnoliopsida; Poales; Poaceae
Product: probable ubiquitin receptor RAD23
Exons: 11
Coding region: 173-1360 (395 amino acids)
Biological process (GO): proteasome-mediated ubiquitin-dependent protein catabolic process; nucleotide-excision repair
Cellular component (GO): nucleoplasm; cytosol
Molecular function (GO): polyubiquitin modification-dependent protein binding; ubiquitin binding; proteasome binding
Source: RefSeq, a predicted model, not a curated record
UAACCCGCAAAACCACCCGUCCACGCACGGUGCGCCAGGGGGCCCAAAUAAAAAACAAAACAGAGAAAACUCGCCGCCUCCUUGUUCUCUCCCCUCUCUCUCUCUCCCCCUCCGCCUCCGCCUAUCGAACUCGUCGAGUGCCGCGACCGACGCACGCGCGCGCGGCGGCGAGAUGAAGGUCUCCGUGAAGACGCUCAAGGGCUCCAAAUUCGAGAUCGAAGUGAACCCCGCGGACAAGGUUUCUGAUGUAAAGAAGCUCAUUGAGAGUUCACAAGGGCAGAAUGUGUACCCAGCUGAUCAACAAAUGCUCAUUUACCAAGGGUCAGUUCUUAAGGAUGAGACUACGUUGGAGGAAAACAAAGUUGUUGAAAACAACUUUCUUGUGAUAAUGCUUAGACAGAAUAAAGGCUCAUCAAGUGCAGCUCCAGCUAAAUCCAAGGAACCCUCAAAUCAGGCACCCCCUACUCAGACAGUGCCUGCUACUCCUGCCUCUCAAGCACCAGCCACACCAGCACCUCAAGCAGUGGCUGCGCCAGCACCUAUUGUACCUGUUAGUGCUCCUGGUCCAGCUGCCACCGCCUCCCCAGCUCCUGCUGUUGCUGUCUCCACUGAAGCAGAAACUUAUGGUCAGGCUGCUUCAAACCUUGUCGCGGGAGGCACCCUAGAGGCAACAAUUCAGUCAAUUCUUGAAAUGGGCGGUGGAACAUGGGACAGAGACACUGUGCUGCGUGCCCUACGUGCUGCAUUCAACAACCCGGAGCGGGCUGUUGAGUAUUUAUAUUCUGGUAUUCCUGAGCCGAUGGAGAUUCCUGCACCACCACCAAGUGCCCAGCCAGCUGAUCCUGCCCAGGUUUCACAAGCAGCUCAACCUGCAGUUGCCUCUUCUGGUCCUAAUGCUAGCCCCUUGGACCUCUUCCCUCAAGCCCUGCCAAAUGCUUCAGCAAAUGCUGCUGGUGAAGGAAAUCUGGAUGUUCUACGAAACAAUGCACAGUUCCGAAGCUUACUUUCUUUAGUGCAGGCCAACCCUCAAAUCUUACAGCCAUUGCUUCAAGAGCUGGGAAAGCAAAACCCUCAGAUUUUGCAGCUGAUUCAGGACAACCAAGCAGAGUUCCUUCGUUUAAUCAAUGAGCCAGCUGAGGGUGAUGAAGACGAGAAUCUCCUGGAGCAGUUUGCUGAGGGAGUGCCCCAGACCAUAGCUGUCACUCCUGAGGAGAAUGAAGCUAUACUUCGUCUUGAAGGAAUGGGCUUUGACCGGGCGCUUGUUCUGGAGGUGUUCUUUGCCUGCAACAAGGAUGAGACCCUGGCCGCAAACUACCUGUUAGACCACAUGAACGAGUUCGACGAUGGAGCGCCGCAGUAAGACAAGCAGGUUGUUUCUGAAUACAUGCACAAGCCCAUGGGAACAGGGUGUGGGGAGACUGAUACUCCUGCACUCGCAGGGCAGGCCUUAGAGAUCUUUUUGAGAUUUUGUCUCGUCCUUUAGUUUGUAAUUCUUUUCUGCCUUGCUAUUAGUACAUACUCUAGAUUGUCUUUAAAUGUUAAUUCACAGACUUAACGACAGCGUAUAAAAAGUUACCUGCAGCGUGGAACCCACCGGGUGGCCUAUGUGUGGGAUUGAGCC